Molecule: messenger RNA, 1450 nt
Organism: Hypoxylon fragiforme
Lineage: Eukaryota; Fungi; Ascomycota; Sordariomycetes; Xylariales; Hypoxylaceae
Exons: 4
Coding region: 250-1056 (268 amino acids)
Source: RefSeq, a predicted model, not a curated record
UAUAUUUAUCAAGUAACACGAACUUGGCUGAAGGAUUCCAUCAAUAAUACCAUCCCAACUAGGUAUAAAUAAGGAUUGCGUACCUAGCAGGUACAUACCUAGGUAUGAUCUACCGUGAAUGGUGCUCACCUGCUACGAACACCACACACCUGCAGGUACGGGUAGCUUCUCAUAUAGCAAGGCUCACAUGCAGCUUAAAUUUAAAACGAAGUAUGCCUAGGUACACUUCAUGAAAGAUCUCGCGACAAAAUGUUAAUCUCAAAUAUUGCACUCCUUUUUUUUAGCCUUGUCAAUCAUCUAGUAGCAGGCGAGUCUUGCGAGUGUGAUUGUCCGUGCCUGGAUAAUACUUCUUUUACGACGAAAAUAAACACAUCAACAACACGAUCAAAGACUGAACAGACUAAUAAGAUUGAUCCGAAUAUUCAACCUACGAUAACCCAACCGAAUAUUCAACCUACUAUAACCAAACCGAAUAUUCAGCCAAGCAAUACUCAACCAAGUAAAACUCAUACAGGCAAUACUCAGAAGAGCAAUACUCAGAAGAGCAACACGCAGAAGAGCAACACGCAGAAGAGCAACACGCAGACGACAUCUCGAAAGUCAAGUGAUGGCUGCACUAUUACCGAUACCGCAGUUCCAACUGUUACCGUUAUAAAGUCGUACAGCAGAGAAAAAGAUACUGUAUGGGCGACCUUUACUCAGACUAAGCGGCCCAAAGAUGCAAUCGACACUUGCCAAGGCUCAGUUGUCACUACGACGAGUACUAUUACAACUUCAGCCAGUGCUAUUGAAUACUUCGGCACUGAGAGAUUUUUCAAUAUUGAUCUUAAGCCUACUUCUCGUCGUACAGUCAGCCCAGAAAUGCGAUCAUGGGCCAAGAUGAAGAAACUCACCUUCCUGCUUACUGCCUGGGGGAAAGCUCAAGGGGGGUUUUCGAUCAAUGGGCCCCUAAGAGCGAGGAUUAUUGUAAGACAUCCGCCGGCCCUAAGGGAUCUGAUAGCAAGAUCUGGGUUGCGGUUACACCAUCGCCAGACAAGACGGGAUGUAAGCCGUUAAAGGAGUACAAGUUCUCAGAUAAAACAUGCUCAGACAAUUAUGCCAACGUUAUCAAGACAUGUAAGCCCUUCCACGAAAAUAAGUGACACAGCCUUGGCUUUCGUCGAUCUUUCAAGUCACGGUGGGCAUAACUAAUUAUUUUUUACUUAUAUUAGGCAUGAAUAAGAAUGGGAAAUCUGGAGUGUUUAAGGAAAAUGGUGCUAACGGAUGUUGGGAUUUCAAGGUGUGGGGUGGCUCGCUAUGAAGCCCCUAUAUAAAUAACACACCAAAACGACCCAAAACCUGGGUCAUGUCCUUCAGAAAUCUAAAUAUAAAUGUUUGCUCAACAACUGAGAUAUCUAGGCUACUUGGUAGGCACCUAGCUAGUAGUAGGUGCACCUAGCACAUGCACAUG